CGCGUAUUUGCCUUCCAUAAGUGAUUUGCCUUCAUGUGGAUUUAAGUGGAAAUUUGUGGGGAAAAGUGAUUCAAAGAUUAAGAGGCCUUUGUUUGCACUGUUUGAAGCCUAUUAUCUUCCAUCUGUACAACCCUCCCACCUUGGAGCUGCCCUAUAAAACCUGGGAGCAGCAGUUAUUCCUCCUGGUGAAGAAGCCCUAGCCCUUUAUUGUUGCAGUUGAAACAACUUUGGGAGGAAAGCCUAAGAAGCCGGGGUAGAUAUCCUGCAGACGGCACCAUGGGUCGACUUGAUGGCAAGGUCAUCGUUUUGACUGCUGCUGCACAAGGAAUUGGUCGGGCAGCUGCUUUAGUGUUUGCCAAAGAAGGGGCCAAAGUCAUAGCAACAGACAUCAAUGAAUCCAAACUUCAAGAGCUAAAUGAGCAUCCGGGCAUUCAAACUCGAGUUCUUGAUGUGACAAAAAAGGAACAAAUUGAGAAGUUCUCCAAGGAAAUUGAGAGAGUUGAUGUUCUUUUUAAUGUUGCUGGGUUCGUCCAUCAUGGAAACAUCCUGGAAUGUGACGAGAAAGACUGGGAUUUUACCAUGAAUCUGAAUGUCCGAAGCAUGUUCUUGAUGAUUAAGGCAUUUAUUCCCAAAAUGCUUGCCCAGAAAUCUGGCACCAUUAUCAACAUGUCUUCUGUGGCUUCUAGCAUCAAAGGAGUUGUCAACAGAUGCGUAUACAGCACGUCCAAAGCAGCCGUGAUUGGACUGACAAAAUCCGUGGCUGCCGAUUUCAUCCACCAGGGUAUCAGGUGCAACUGUGUGUGUCCAGGAACUGUUGAUACGCCUUCUCUGCAUGACAGAAUCCAGGCUAGUCCAGACCCCAAAAAGGCAAUGGAUGAUUUCUUAAAGAGACAGAAGAUGGGAAGAAUAGCAACUGCAGAAGAAGUGGCCCUGUUGUGUGUGUACUUGGCCUCUGAUGAAUCUGCCUACAUGACUGGUAAUGAAGUCAUCAUUGAUGGAGGCUGGAGCUUGUGAUUUCUGCAUUGUAACAAUGGAAAAGAAGCCUCUUCCUAGUUACACUGAGCUUGGACAUGAAUAGUAAACACCUAACAAAUUUAUGUAGCACUUUAUAGUUUUAAAAUGAUACAUUUAAAUUUCAUUGCUACAUGAUAAUGUUGAAUUUAAUUAGUAAUUUUUUUUUAUUCUUCAUAUGAACAUAAUCAAAGUGAUACUUAAAAUUGAUUCAAUUAGAAGGUAUAUAAUCUGUUACACAAUUCUGAAAUGUUCUUGAUCUUUUUCUGUCCUCCUGAACUUUUUAGAUACUCCAAAUAAAAUUAU
Molecule: messenger RNA, 1317 nt
Organism: Vombatus ursinus (common wombat)
Lineage: Eukaryota; Metazoa; Chordata; Mammalia; Diprotodontia; Vombatidae
Gene: BDH2
Product: 3-hydroxybutyrate dehydrogenase 2
Exons: 11
Coding region: 277-1014 (245 amino acids)
Biological process (GO): siderophore biosynthetic process
Cellular component (GO): cytoplasm
Molecular function (GO): 3-hydroxybutyrate dehydrogenase activity
Source: RefSeq, a predicted model, not a curated record